This is a messenger RNA of Porites lobata, 984 nucleotides long. The record is from the annotation of a GenBank genome assembly. Lineage: Eukaryota; Metazoa; Cnidaria; Anthozoa; Scleractinia; Poritidae.
AUGGAAUCGAACUUUGAACCUGAUUCUAGUCGAAAUAGCAGUUUUAGUGUCAAAGAUCCUCUUGGAAGAACUCCACUGCAAGUCGGAAUCGAAGUAACUAUCGCAGUUUUGAUAUGUCUCGCUUGUAUUGCUGGGAAUGUAACCGUUGUGAUCGCCAUUCACAAAACUCCACGCCUUAAAACAGUCACCAACAUGUUGGUCGAGAACCUUGCAUGGACCGACAUCUCCAUGGCAACACUGCAUCUUCCAUUUUGGAUUAUGAGCAUGAGCAGUGGUCGCUGGCUAUUAAGUGACGUGGCUUGUAAGAUCGUUGGGUUCUCUGAGCUGGUGUUUGGUGUAGCCUCGCUUCAAACGAUGGCCGGAAUCGCGUUAAACCGCUAUUUCAGCAUUGUCCGUAGAAACGUAUUCAUGAAGUAUUUCUCGGAUCGUAAAGUAACCCUUAAAAUAAUCAUUAUUUCGUGGGUAUUGCCUAUAGUUGUAUGUAGCCCUCCUGUAUAUGGCUGGGGAACUAUAGAGUUCAGCGAGAAAUUCACCGAUUGCACAAUGGGAUGGAGUAUCCCAGAUAUUUCCUACAUCUCCUUUUUACUGUCAGUUUCGAUUGUUAUACCAAUGAUGGUUAUUAUUUGCUGUUACUUUGCGAUUUUUCGGUUUGUAAGAAGAAGCUCUCGUCAGAUUCAAAACCACUUACAGGAAGAAAGUCACAGGCAACAGAAGAACAAUGCACCGUCAGUCAAGAAAGAAACGAAGGUUGUUAAAGUUUUCGUUGCGGUUGUAUUUGUGUACGUUUCAUGCUGGACACCAGUUUGUAUUGUAGGUUUUUGUGAGAUAAUAGAGUAUUCAGCGCCACGUUGGGUUUAUAUUGUCGUGUAUUACAUGAUGUUUUCUAGUAGUUUUUGUAAUCCUUUAAUCUAUGGGUUGUUUAACCCGCAGUUUAGAAACGCUUUUAAGAAAUUGUAUAACAAAGAUGCGUCUGGGAAUGAUAGU